Molecule: messenger RNA, 4212 nt
Organism: Bombus huntii
Lineage: Eukaryota; Metazoa; Arthropoda; Insecta; Hymenoptera; Apidae
Product: death-associated inhibitor of apoptosis 1-like
Exons: 3
Coding region: 1718-2938 (406 amino acids)
Biological process (GO): negative regulation of apoptotic process; positive regulation of protein ubiquitination; regulation of cell cycle
Cellular component (GO): nucleus; cytoplasm
Molecular function (GO): ubiquitin protein ligase activity; cysteine-type endopeptidase inhibitor activity involved in apoptotic process
Source: RefSeq, a predicted model, not a curated record
AAUGCAUUUUUGUUUUACCAAUCGUACAGAUAUAACAUUUUUCGAGAAAAAAUUAACUGAAAACGUUUCUUUAUUUGUUAGUGAAAAUAUGAAACAUGUUAGUGAAAUAAUUUCAUGGACUCAAAUUGUUAAUAAUUUACACAAGUUUAUGGAAUUUACAUAAAUUAUACAGAAAUUGUAUCUUUCGAUUAAACAUUUCAAAUAUUAAAAUGUGCUCUAAAUAGCAUAAAUAUAUAGUAAUUUGUACAAUCACUCUAAUUUUGAAAAAACAAUUUUUAACUUUUGCUGUAAGAAGAUAAUGAGUUAUGUUUGGUUGAGGCUAUCUUUCUUGCAUACCAACUUCCGUUGUGUUCUUCCACUUCUCCCUUUUCUACUCUUGAUUACGCUGUUGCCAAAUGUUAUAAAAUGAAACAGAUGUGAAAGUUCAGUGUAACUUUAAGAUUUAAUUCCGCGAUGUAUAUAUUGUAUAUUUCUCUCUUUCUUGUUUACGUAUUGUUAAAAUAUUUUCCUUACUUUAGAGACGAAAUAUAAAAGUUAAUUAAUCGAUUAAUUACCUUUUUCUGAUUUUAAUUAUAUCAAGUUUUAUUAAUCUUUCAUGAGAGAGAUAUGAACAUUAAAAAAUAUAUACUGUUUGAAAAAGUUUGUUUUAAAGUUAGAUACGUUGUUAAUAACUGUAUCAUUUUUUAUUAUGUGUAUAUGUAUUUUAUAUCGUAUAAACGUGUUUCAGUCAUUGUAAAAUUUUUCGACAUCGGCAUCGGUACUACGUUUCUUUUAAACGGGAACAUUAGAAAAGUAUGCGUUUUGAAAAAAAGAGAAAAAAGUCCAUUACAGAUUUCUAGUAUACAAUUUAAUAAACCGGUUUAGUGAUCUGUAUAAACUACAAUUUUUCCUAAUAGUAUCACAACAUUAUUAUUAGAUUAAAAGUCAAAAUCUUAUAACGUCAUUUGUGGAAGGUUCUUAAUUUUCUUUAACUAAGAUUUAAUAAAUGAUCUUCGUACUUAUUAAAAUAUAUUAUAUAUAUAUAUAUAUAGUAUUUAUUACAUAUUUUCAGUUUUAUAUAAAAACUUUAAAAUGGAAAGUAGCAUGAAGUGUUUAGGUGUUUUUAGUUGACCAAUAAAUUUAGUAAGAUUUUGUAACAUUAAAUUAUAGUAUUAAAUAAUGUAAAAUGUUAGUUGCUACGCCCUUGUCGAUGCAUUUCAUUCUCAUGAGCAUACAGUGGUGUAAUGCAACAAGAGAAGUUGAAAUACGGGCCAUACAAGCGGCAACGUUGCACAGGGCGGUGAACAGAGCAUGAGCCUGUGUAAACUCUAAGAAUCGAGAAGGAGAGAGAGAGAGAGAGUUCUCGGAAGUUUUCGUUUGUGUGCGAUACGUAGGCUGCGUCAUUUCAACGUUAUGUACUGAGAAAAGUCCAUGAUACUCCGUCAUUCACGAAUCAUAACGGCAUUGUAAUCAUCUAACAAGUUUAGAGUUCUUUCCCCUUCCCUCUUUCUUAUCAAAUGCGGGUGGUAUGUCCCAUAAAUGUAUUAUACGAUCGUACAUACAACGCAGUAUAUAUUUAAAUAUGCAUAUUCCAUAUGUUGCACAAUUUUAUUAUAUAUAAUUGCAAGUUAACUUUACUUAUUUUUAUUAAUAAAAUGAAAUUGAUGCUAUGAAAGAUAUUUAGAGUAGAAAAAAUAAUUGCAGGUUUGAAGACAUUUUUAACAAUAAUUCAAAUAAAAUGAUUAGUAUAAUCAAACACAGAGACUUAGGAAAUGAUACAAACUUAAAAUCUUCAGGAAAUGUACAUUUAACACCAUCAGUUUCUGUAACACCUGAUAUAUGUCAUGAUGAAGCAGAUAAUAUAGAUUACCAUUUUGAAGCAGCAAGACUUCAGAGUUUUGAAAAUUGGCCUGUAACAUACAUUGAACCUGAAAAGCUUGCAGCUGCAGGAUUUUAUUAUACGGGUGAAAGUGACAAAGUAAAAUGUUUUGAAUGUGAAGUUGAGAUAUGUAAAUGGGUAGAAGGUGAUAUACCCAUGGUCGAUCAUCAGAGAUGGUCUGCAAGGUGUAGAUUUAUUCGUAAACUGAACUGUGGUAAUAUACCCAUUGGAGUAGAUCCUGGUACGGUGAUACCACCAAGACCAAGAAGUAGAGAUGUAUGUAGUCCUUAUGGUUUAGAAUAUCGACCUACAUCUGGUCCCGAUGACCAUAAUUUUUCAAUGGAAUUACAACUAGCAAGCACAGCUAAACUUGGCUGUUUAGGUCUGGGAAGAACUAAGGGACCAGUACAUCCAGAAUAUGCUAGUUAUGAUGCUAGGUUACACACAUUUGUAACAUGGCCUAAAUCUAUGCCACAAACAAAAGAACAAUUAGCCGAUGCAGGCUUUUUUUAUACUGGGAAAGGUGACCAAACCUUGUGUUACCACUGUGGAGGUGGUUUGAAAGAUUGGGAACCAGAAGAUGAUCCUUGGGAGCAACACGCUAAGUGGUUUUCUAAAUGCUGUUAUUUAUUAAUCGUGCAAGGGCAAGAUUAUGUAAAUAAAAUAACAGGCCAGCAUAUAUCUCCACCUUCUAAAGAAGAAACAAUGCAGAUGAAUCUACCCAGUUUUAUUAAGAAAGUACAACCUACAAGUGUAGAAGUAGAAAGGAAAGAAGAGACAGAAAGCAAACCAGGAUCAAGUUCUCAAAAUAAUGAUAUUUGGGGUAUUGCAAGCAAUACAGAACCCAUAAAAAGAAGUUUAGAAUCCGAGCCAGCAGAAAAUCCAUCAAAUAUAAAAACACAAAAUACCAAACCUACUGAUGAUGCAAGAAUGUGCAAAAUCUGUUAUAACGGAGAAUUAGGAGUGGUAUUUUUACCAUGUGGACAUAUGGUUGCUUGUGUAAAAUGUGCUCCUGGCAUGACAACUUGUGCAGUAUGUAGAGAACCUGUUACGAUGACUGUACGAGCUUUCAUCCCAUAGUAUUCCAUACAUAUUCAUAGUAUUACUACAAUUAUAGAUAAAAAUACAUUGCAUACAUGGAUGAUAUAUUUAUGGUGAUUCUGUCCUUUGAAUUUUACUUUUAAGUGUUUUUUCGAACCACCAGAAACAGCAUUAAAGAUAAGCAUAAUACAACUAAGAAUAAAUCGAGUUGCAGGUGUGCUGGUUGAAAAUCGACUGGGACUCGGAUUCGAACUUAUGGAUCUCUCGGUUACGAAUCCAAGCCCCAGCUAACCGAGCCAGCACAGCUCUAUAGUAUUUGUAUACAUCCUGAUAAUGAAUAAUUUCGCCUUCCCGAAAUGCUUCGAUACAACUCAAAAAAGCGAAAGAAAUCAAAUUGUAACGAAAAAACGCGCUAGUUUCGAGAGCAAUAAAGCGAAAGAAGCCAAGUCGUCGCCAUGAGUGUACGUUAGACUUUCUCAAUUCUUCACAUCAAUGUAUAAAGAAAUUCAUUUUUAACAUGUAUCACGAUUAAAAAGUAUUUAUCACUUAUCAUAGCAAAUGUAAGUAUUUGGUAUAGGGGAUUAAAGGAUUAGAAAAUAAUAAAAUAGAAUACGAAAUGCAUUACAAUCUUGCAUUUUUAUUAAAUUUCUCUAGUUAAAUAUUGAUUUUUUGAAGACAGUUAAAAGUAAAGUGCAAAGUGUGGAAUUAUUACAAAUAUAUUUCCUGUAUGUAACAGAUCUUUAUCUACAAUUGUUCCAUUCAUUUCCAUUGCAGUUUCUACUUCAUGCGUUAAGUAAAGUAAAUAAUUUAUGUGAACCUAAAAUAAUACAAUAAAAAUUAGCGUAUGUAAAAAACAAUUUCGGUAUUUAAAAAUACAAUUACGAAUGAAAAGUACAAACACGUUUAUUAACAUUUCCAAAUUUUUAAAUUAUUAUUAUUCAUAUAUUGUUAUUUAUUCAAGCAAAUUUAUUCCAUGUGAAGUUGAAUAUUGGGUAAAAUUGCUAAAUUUUAUGUAAUAUUCUAAGAUAUUCUAAAAUUUUGUAUAUUCAAAAUUUACACGCCAAUAUUAUUAAUUUUCUAUUUAUUGCGCCUUUUUUUAUACAUAUGUUAAAUGGAUUGUCGUAUCUUUUUUUGUUUGUUUCUUUAAUACGUUGUUACAUAUACAUUUACAUGUUCUGUAAAAAUCAUCAAAAUCCUAAAAGCGUUUUUGUAAUAUGUCGAAAAUAGGAUACAAAUUUCAUUAAAGUAUGUAUGUAUAUUAGAAAUAUAACUUUUUUAAUGACCAUGUAUAAUAAAAAAGUACAAUAUCUUUA